Molecule: messenger RNA, 1662 nt
Organism: Neoarthrinium moseri
Lineage: Eukaryota; Fungi; Ascomycota; Sordariomycetes; Amphisphaeriales; Apiosporaceae
Exons: 4
Coding region: 1-1662 (553 amino acids)
Molecular function (GO): metal ion binding
Source: RefSeq, a predicted model, not a curated record
AUGGAAUCCACAUCCUCGCCCGUUCACACCGAUCCAGUUGCCCAUUCACCUUCCGACGUGUCUUAUUCCUCUGGAGCUUCCCAUACCUCAACUCGAACCACGUCUCCUGCUACUUCCUCUCGUCGAUCCUCCCCCCUCCUCGAUCUCCAUUAUCUAACCACGACGCAUAUAGAGGGCGCCAACCACACACUGCUCGAUACUCAGCCUAAGAUGGACAGAAGAGCUUUCCAGCCAGUCAACGCCCGUCGGGACAAGCUCAUCGCUGAGGGUGGUAGCGAGAACACACCCGACCAUGACGGUUCUCAGUUUCAGCGACCGUUCCAGCAGGCUCAAGCCUUGAGAUCUAGUGGAACCAUUGGCGUCCAGGCAACACGAAGCCUCACUUCCAACAACUGGAGAACCCAGUCUAUGGCUCAGGCUGUCAAUGAGAAUCUAUACAACCCCUUCGAUUCUGCUUCCCGUGCUCCCAUGGGCUAUGGCAGUCGUACUCCGACUUCGUUUCCGCUCGGGCCCCCUGCUCGAAUGGAUAACCAGCAGACCGGGAUGAUCGUUGCGAAUAUGGCCACCUUCUCUGACAUUCAGCUUGACAACAGCUACGCCUACUGUUUCGAUCGAGGUAAUGGACAAUACACCCGCCUUAUACCUGCCGAUAUGCUUCCGCCUCUCCAGACCAUCCCAGCCGUUCAGCAGGGCUGUCAGGGCAUGAUCGUUCUGCCCCAACCUCGAUCUUUUCCCGCAAACGGCCGAUCGAGUAACACUGAGCCGGUAGACCUCAGGACUCCUCCUGCUACCCCUACAAGCCCUACGGACAAUAUUCAGUCCCGAAUCGACAACAUUGUCGCCUCGACCCCGGCUACCCCGACGCACCACCACCAGCAACACGGCCACCACCCGACGAGCUCGGCAGGCUCUUCGCAUGGCGGCCCGCAGCACCACCACCACAAUCACAGCCACCAGCAGCAGCAACAGCAGCCCCAGCGGCGCCCCAAGAUCUACUGUGACAAGUGGGUCCAUGAGGGCGUAUGUGCCUUCACCCAGCAGGGCUGCAAGUACAAGCACGAGAUGCCCUUUGACAAGGCCACGCAGAACCAGCUGGGCCUGUUCCACGGCCUGCCGGCUUGGUGGAAGAAGCACCAGGCCGAGCUGGCGCGCCAGAGGGACGUCCCGGCCGCCGCCGGCACCCAGGCUGGCGGGUGUUCCACGGCAGGGGCCGGUGGUAGCCAGGGGUUGAGCACCAGCGUCAACCAAAUUCGAGCCGCCGGUGAGAGGUCUGUGGGUGGUCUUGGGGGCCGAGGCAACCUCAGUAGUGGCGGUGGAAGUGUCGCGACCAAUACUGCGUCCACUCUUGCCUGGCGACAGCGCAGCCAGGGGCUCGGCAACAACGGGAGCGACGACCGAGGCCGCGUGAGCCAGUUGGGCUCAGGCACCGGCGUAGGCGGCCACGGUGCCGGCUCACUCAGCGCCUCAGUUUGGAACCCGUCCCCCUUUGGCCCCAUUGCACCUCCCCCUCGCGCGGCUGGCCAGGCCUCCCAGAGUUCGACCAGCCCGACAAGUGGUAUAGGAUCCAGUCUCCCCAUCCCCACGGACAACCCGUACGCGUCCCUCGGGGACCUAGACGAGGACAAGAGUGAGGAGCAGGGCAACGGCGUCCAGCUGGCCUGA